AUGGAUACGGACGCUGAGGCGCCCGUCUUCCGAUCCAACCUGAUCCCCGGGCCACCCGCCACCACCACCAACGGCUACACAUCACCUCCUCCCUCGCCGCGACUACAUCCUCACGAGAAGCCUAUUGUCCAGACUAGUGCGCUUCUUCUUUUACCAGCCGAAAUCAGGAUCCUCAUCCUCGUCGCCGCCUUUGGCGACCGCACCAUCCACGUCGACCUCGAGCCAGUCUUCCUCUCAGACACAGCCACCACCACCACCACUAGCACCACCAGCCGCUCACGGCCCAGCACGCCGCCGGACGGCCCGGAAGGAGGACCGCAGCGGCAUUGGGAUCUCGUCGACCUGUCCAGCCCCCAGAUCCAGUGGAAGCCCAGCGGCCACCUGUGCCACCGGCGGUGCUUCGAGUCGCGCCACGCGCCGCCACCCAUCUUCGUCAUCGACCGCGACCGCUGCUUCACCGGCAGCGCCGCCCGCUGCGGUCUCCCCGCUUACGGUCUCGCCUCGUGCCGCGUCGGCGCCCUCGGGUGGCUCCUCACCUGCCGACAGGCCCACGCCGAGAGCCUCGCCGUGCUCUACCGGCGCAACACCUUUCGCCUCAACGAGUCCCUCGCGCUCGAGAACGUCCCCCGCAUCCUCCCCCACCACCGCGACAUCACCCGCCUGUCGCUCUCCCUGACCAUGGGCCGGCCGCCGCCCCGCGCCGACCGCGUCGCCUACCCGCGGCCGCGCGACGCCGUCGAGCACCACCUCGUGCCGCUGCUCGCGCCGCUGCCGGAGGCGUUCCCCGCGCUCACGCACCUGCACGUCGUGCUCGCGGGGGAGCUGUGGCCCGAGGCGCAGAUCGCGGCGUACUGCGCGCCGUCGGCGGCGCUUCACGCCCGCGUCGAGGCGGUCCUAGCGUGGGUGGAGCGGUGCGUGGUGCGGCGAUGCGCGGUGCUGCGGAGGUGCGAGGUCGCGUUCGACAGCAGCGUCUACUUUCCCUGGCUGCAGGUCGAGAGGGGCCUGGAGAUUGACUUUAAGGACUACGCGGACUUUGAGCAGUGCCCGUACGCCGUCUGGCGCCCGCUGGCGGCGGCCGAGGUUGGCGACGGCGGCGACGACGGGACGAUUAAGAGCGUGACGGACAGGAGCCGGUUGUCUGGGUACUGGGUGUGCUUGGAUGCCUGGGACGCUAUUCCCUGGUCCGUCAUGACGGAUUUAUAUGGGACAGGGCCGUGGUGA
Cordyceps fumosorosea ARSEF 2679 is the source of this 1221-nucleotide messenger RNA. RefSeq lists its product as hypothetical. The record is from RefSeq and is a predicted model, not a curated record. The transcript has a single exon. The coding region runs from base 1 to 1221 and encodes 406 amino acids. Lineage: Eukaryota; Fungi; Ascomycota; Sordariomycetes; Hypocreales; Cordycipitaceae.